AUGUUCAAGGCCCUCUUGGGCGGGAGCCGGUCGGCGUCCAGCUCGGAUGUCCGCAGCACAACCAGCUCCGGGUCGAAGCUCGUCCGUCGCAAGACCGAUUCCAAGUCAACAUCAAGCCGCAAGUCCUCACGGGGUGACGACCGUGAUCGUGGCUUGGGUGAUCUGUCGGCCUAUCCGGGUGCCUCGACAGGCUCACGGCGCGGGCCAGUGAGUGUCGCUGGCGAGUCUGUCGCAUCAUCCUACAUCACUGCCGAGCCCGAUCCAAUCGAUGACUACGAUCGGACCACCCACGAAGGCAACCGCAGACACAGAGAUGGUGAUCGUGACAGCAAGACUGGCCGACGCCGGGAUCGCGAUCGCUCCGGGAGUCGCGACCGAGAUCGAAAGCGCUCCAGUCGCCGCAAUGUAGACGAUCUAUAUGAAGAAGAGCUGAUCCGAGAGCGCCAACGCCGAUACCCUGAGCGCGAUUAUCGUGAACGGAGUCGCACGUACUCGGGGGAUCACUAUGCGCCGCACACUUCCACCGCCAUGCCGUCCAGCGCCCCAGGUGCCCAAUUCCCUGUUGAUACGGCGGCGCAACACUUUCCCUCGUAUGCCAGCCCUGCUCAUCACCCUGUGACCACCUCAGCGGAUCAUCCUUUGGACGGAAACGCGGUUUCGCCGUCCUACGACCCGCAUGUGCAGCAGCAGUUCCCUGGUCAGUUUCCGUCCGGAACCGCGCAACCUUAUUACCCGCCCAGCAACCCAGCAGGAGCCGCGGCAGACUACUAUGGCGACCAGGGCCAGUCUGUGAAUGAUCAGCCAGGUGUUCGACCACAACAGCCUUCCGUCAUUCCAAACAGUCAGACUCACUUAAUGACUGCAUCUGCGUCGGCCAAUCCUCCACCUGAGCCUAGUAGUCUCGGACAAGUUGGCGCGGCGGCCGCUUACUUCACUGAUGAUACCCCACAUGGCGCAUCGCAACCCAUUCCGCCGGCUGCGUCGUCAUCGAAACCUCCUAAGCCUGACAAGCCCUCGAUACCCUCUAAGCUAACGAGACCUCAGUCUUCAAGCGCGAUCCCGACUGCAGCUGCCCUCGCCGCGGCAGGCGCUGUUGGCUAUGGGAUAGGCGAGCACGAGGAGUCGCAGGCAGCAGCAGCUUACCAAAAUGAUACACACUCCUCAGCUUCUUUCUAUCAAUCACACCAUAAUACGCAGCAGGGACAGUCAAGCUCAAGCAGACCUCCGAAGCCCCAGUCUCAUUCCAAUUCCUAUUCCCAUUCUCAUGGCAUUGGAAAUGGAGUAGGGAUGGCUGCAGCAGGCGCAGCAGCAGGCUACCUGAUUGGUCAUCAUCAUGAUUCUUCCAGCCCAACGCACUCGUCGCAUUUACCGCAUUACCACCAAGAGCACGCUGCGCUGCAUGGGUCAAAUCAUGGGCACCCCAUGGCCCCGAGUGGCGCUGGCGCUGCUGGUGCAGGAGCUUAUUCUUCGUGCGAGGUUCAGAGCCCAGGAUUCUAUCCUGCAAGCUCACUUGCAAUGCAACACCGACACAAGGACCCGCUGACGAAAUUCGUGGACUUCUGGCGGGAUCCAGAGGGAGUUGGUCGAUUUGAAGACUACACGGAAACGAUCGGCGUGUGCAAGUACUGUUUUGAACCUGGAACAAGCUCUGUCAAUGCUCCGCGCAAGCACAAUUAUCGACCACGCCGCCACUCGGCCGAUCAUUACAGCAGCAGCGGCUCGUCCCGAGUCAACAAACUCAGCCGCUACCAAUCUUCGGACGACGAGCGGAAUAGUCGAAAGAACUCAUCGAAGAAGUCUUCCUCCUGGCUCCCAGGGAUGCUUGCGGGCUAUGCAGCAAAGUCCAUCUUCACAGGAAAGGAGUUCGAUGACUCCUACAGUGUGCGUUCUAGCGAAAAAUCAAAGUAUCGUGAUUCACAGUACUAUCGCGAGGAAGAUCGGAGGAGCUCUACUUCGCGGGGUGUAGUCCGUCGUUCUGGUCGCUCAUCUUCAGGGGAGCGUCAUUACGAUAGCAACUACAGACGAAGAAGGAAUUCUCCAUCACGCUCACGAUCACGCUCACACUCCCAGUCCCGAUCCUCAUCCCGUUCCGGUCGCCAUUCCAUUGUUAAAGAAGCCGCCCUUGGUGCAGCAGUCGGCGGCACAGCCAUGGCGUUGGCGACGCACCAUCGAGACCGAAGUCGCUCGCCUGCUCGUACUCGACGCCGCAAGGAUUCCUCAUCUAGUACAUCUAUUCUGGAUGUGUCGCGGUCUUCUCCAAAAUCCAGUGGAGGAUUUACUUCCUUCUUCACCUCAACAUCGGAGAACCGUAAGAAAGAGAAGCAGAAGCGGAGGUCAAAGAAGACAAAGGGUUUUUUCUCCUUCAAUGGCUCAUCCUCGUCCUCGCUUGAUGCCGAUCUCGCCUUUGGCACUGGUUUUGCCAAGAAGCCCGGCAAGCUGCAAAAACAGAACAAGAAGAGUAAGAAGGACAAAGACCUCAAUGCAACUCUUCUCGGCUUAGGAGCGACUGCUACUGCUCUCGCAGCUUCUUCUCAUGGUCGGAGUGGGCGCAACAAGAGUCAGAUUCUGAGCGCCAGAGAUACUCGAAAAUCUCGUCAUAGUCCUGCUGGAUCAGGCGAUGACGACGAAUGGGUUGAUGCUGAAUCCGAAGAACAUUCAUCUUCAAGCAUUAGCUCGGCUUUGGCAUUUGGGGCCAGCAGCACCUCAUCUGGCUCCGAAUCGAACGGCAGUGGGGGCUGGAGAUGGGGCUGGCGUAGUAAGAAGGAUAAGAAGAAGAAGCAGGACAAGGAGAAGAAAUCGUCUCACACAGAUGCAAUUCUAGCAGCUGGAGCCGGCGCCCUGGGUAGUGCCGCGAUCGCUUCUGUCGCUCGCCGCCAGGAUAGCCGUCCUCCGAGCGAGGCAAGUCUUCAACAGGUCUAUCCGAUCCCGACUUCUGACCCUACUCGCUUUGAUGUUGCCCACAUCUCACCCUCUGUUGUGUCGGAUGGUCGGACUCCACUGGUCCGUCCUGGCUCGAUUCCUCUUCAGCAACCCCAGCCCUACACACCAGUUUCUCAAGCAGUCUAUUCCACCCACGGCGCGCUUCCCGGGUCCAUUCCUGCAUAUAGUCCCGCCAGUGUUCCGCCAAUUUUUGCCAACGACUACAUGCAGUACCAUGGACAGACCCAGAGCUUGAGACAUGUUGGUCACGCCCAUGAUGACAGUCGCGGCUACAAAAGCCUGGCUUUGCGUAAUAGGCCGCAUCGGAGCGACUCCUCACCUGUCUUCCCAACGCAAGAGUUCUCAAUGACCGCCCCUAAGCGUCGAUCCACUGCACGAGAUCAGGCAUCCGUCACGUUCGAUUUGACCGAGGAGCAGGCCGAGCGCGAGCGACGACUCGACCGCCGCAAUCGAGAACCACGUGAGCAUAUUCGCGAUGAGCCCGUGCAACUCAUCGACCGGGAGGCCGAACUGGACCGCAAAGAUCGAGAGUGGGCAGAACGUCGAGAGCGCCGUGAUCGACGUGGCUACGAUGAAGAGGAGAGGCGUCAAAGAGAUCAUGACAAGGAUCUUGAUUCAUCUGCCUGGGCCGAGGCCGCCGCUAUUGGAGCUAUUGGUGGUGCUCUGAUUGGAUCGAUGAAUUUCUCUCGUCGAAAGGAAGACGAUGAUUACUCUGAAACGAGCUCUCGUCGCCACGAUCGCCGGGCCGAGCGUCGUGCCGAACGGCGAAGCGAUUCCUCUGUGCUGUCGCGCUCUGAAUUUUCGGAGCCAUACUAUGGGUCCAAGCGAUCUGAUGAAGAGCAAGAAGAUCGAGCGAUUGAAGAUAACCACGACGUCGCAACCUCGCCCGUAAGAUCCUCCAACUCGAAGCCCGUCUAUGAAGACUAUGCAGACUUCUUCGCUCCCGACGAGAUUCGUCCCAAUAAACACCACAGCCGAGAUACUCCCGAACAUGAACCCGUCGAGCCUCGCGUGAUCGAAGCCGUCCCGUCGCCUGAACGUGAAAAGAACAACGAUGAACCCCGCAGUGAUCUUCCGCAAUUCGCUCGAGAGCCAUAUGAGGGGCGCGAUCUUCCCUGGUCUGUUCCUCGCUUGCAUUUCAUCGACCCCACGCCACCUCAUAGUAUCAAUGGUUCGACUCGCGAAAGCAAAUCACCAGUCAUUCCCGUCAGUUCAAUCGAGACAAUCGAAGAGGAAGUGGAGCCUAAUCAAAGCGAAUCCCGCGACAAGUAUGACCGGGAGAUCGAGUAUGAAGCUCGAUCUGAACCACGACAUGACACGUACGAUAAUGACGACUUCGACCCCAGUGCCCACCCGGUACAAAAGCGUGACCGGUCAUCUACGGGAUCACGAGUCUCAUGGGGUCCUCACCAAACCCAUGAGUAUGAAAUCCCAUCCUCUUCAGAACAUGAUCCGCAAUCGCCCACUGAAGAAGCGUUCAGAGAUCUCGUGACCCCAGAACAGCUUUCUGGAGGGAUUGAUAAUCCACACGGCAAGUCAGGUUUUGGUGACGACAUUGAAUUUGCAGCGAUUGCCGCCGCGGGCGCGCAAGCCGCGGGCUUCGACCCCUCAGUCGUGAUCAAUGAUCCCAAAUAUCACACCCGUACCUCGCCUCCUGGCUCUGAAGACGAGGGUGUGUACUCAAGAGGGUCGAAAUGGCCUACCACAUCAUCGGCAGAACGCCAUCAUAGAGAUCUAGAAGAUGAUCGGGGCACUCGCGAGUGGAGCAGAUCUCGAGAUCGACAACCUUCAGUUGAAGAAGUCCCCGAGGAGGAAGACCGUCCGGAGAAGGUGUCGACAUUUGUGCACCUGGACGACCCCAGCACGGAGCAGCCUGAAAGUCACCCAUCUACUUCUGAAGCAACCGAGAAAUCUCAGAGUAAGGCCUCGCGAGCCGAGUCACCUGACAAUGAUGCAUUUUCAAUGCCUGGUGGCUUUGAUGACGGAGAGUUGUCGCGAGACCUACCCAAAGAUGACAUGCGCUCGGUAGUAUCUGCGCCGCUGGAACGUGAAAGUGCCAAGCAGAAACCAAAAAAGACUCCUCGCACUAGCAUCGACUUCGAGACGCUCCGUUAUAUUCCCUCGCAUGAGCAAAAAAUCGUUCUGCCGCUCGAAAUUACGGAAGAGCACAAGGAAUCUCGAAGAAGCGAGGACCAAGAUCUUUCAUUCUCCCGAGAUAAGGCAAACUCCGCCGUGAACGAUGCGCCUCUUGAUGAUGACAAUGACUUUGUCUCUGUGAAUCAAGAGGACCUUGAUCAGACCCCGCGUCGCAAACACCGCCAACGCUCCUCGCGUGACAGAGACUUCGACGAUGCCGCCUCCAAUCUCUCUUCACCCGGGCCCAUCUACACCGAAGAUGCCGACAAAUCUGAGCGUCGGCGUCAUCGUUCAAAGCGCGAGAGCGAUAAUUUCUCUGUGGACGACGAUGUGAGAUCUGCUGUCACUCUGCCGGAUACCGGUGACAAAUCGGAGCGCCGAAAGCAUCGACAUCGUUCCUCUCGCGACCGAGACGACGAUGCUGCCUCGGUCGUGUCUUCCCCCGCUGCUGUUUCAUACGAUGAUGACGAGAAAUCCGAGCGACGCAGGCGACGCUCCAAGCGCGAGAGUGACACGUUCUCAGUGGAUGAUGAUGCCCGCUCCGCCAUUACCUCCCUCGACGACCCUGAAAAGUCGGAGCGUCGAAAGCACCGCCAUCGCUCAUCAAAGGAUAGAGAUCUCGAUGACAACGCUUCAGUCAGCUCGUCUCCUGCCAGAAUCGACGAGACCCGAGAGAAGCGCCGGAGCAAUGAUGGCAAGGAUGAAAAGGAGAAAGACAAGAGCGGCAGCUUCCUUCGCAGUCUCUUCGGGUCUCGUGUUUCUGCCCCCGAAGAACGCGAACGCACUCGAUCUAACCAGUCCUCCCGAUCUUCUUCCUUGGAGAAGAAGCCAUCCCGUGAUGCUGUCUCCGAAACCGGUGUCGACGAUGAGAGACGCCGCCGUAAGAAGCGUUCGUCUCGGCACCGUAGCUCCAGUCGUGGUGAUCAGUUGAAGGACGAUGCUUCGGACCAGGAGGGCAGCACCAAAGGUGACGUAAACCUGGAAGACUAUAGACUACGGCGACAGGAAAAGGAGGAACGACGCCGACAAAGAUAUGGCGACAUUGUUGAGUCCGGCAAGCGUCGAGACUCUGAUAAGGUAUAG
Penicillium diatomitis is the source of this 6159-nucleotide messenger RNA. RefSeq lists its product as uncharacterized. Bases 1 to 6159 code for a protein of 2052 amino acids. The record is from RefSeq and is a predicted model, not a curated record. Lineage: Eukaryota; Fungi; Ascomycota; Eurotiomycetes; Eurotiales; Aspergillaceae. The transcript has a single exon.